Moneuplotes crassus is the source of this 939-nucleotide messenger RNA. NCBI's taxonomy places the organism in Eukaryota, Ciliophora, Spirotrichea, Euplotida, Euplotidae. The record is from the annotation of a GenBank genome assembly.
AAAAUAAUUAAAGAUUUUUAACAACAAAUGGGUGGAGCAUCAAGCAUCGAUUAUCAUGAAGCAGGCAAAAAGCAUCCUGACACAGUUGCUUAUAAGGACGAGGACGUCUUGGCUUCCAGUGGCAUCAUGCCUAAGAAGAUUACAGCAGUCAGAGUCUACUGGAGCGAGUUUUGUGUUGGAUUUGAAUGUUUUUAUGACGGCGUCUCUGCAGGAGCAAGACUUGGAACUGAGUACGCUCAUGGAACAGUCUACAGCGAUUUCAUACUUGCAGAUGAUGAACACAUCACUAAGGUAACAGGAAGAAACGGUGAUCUGAUUGAUCAGGUCACUCUUCAUACAAGUAAGGGAAGAAGCCAACAAUUCGGAACUUCGACAGGAGGUCAUCCAUUUACACUUUCUCAACCAGGAAAAGUAGUGAAAGGAUUUACAGUUGGAUUCGGAGGACAUUUGCACUCCAUCGGAGCUCACUUUGGAAAACUCGAGUCUCCAGUCACCAAAUCUCAUAAAGCAGGAAAGACUCACCCAGAUACUAGCAAAUUUGAUGAUUACGAAUCUCACCUAAAAGGAAAGAGCAAUCUUGAGAUGACUAACAUCAAUGUUCUCCAUGAUGGAAACCUUGUAUUUGGAAUUGAAGCCACUUACAAGGCUGAUGGUGUAGAGGUCAAGCCAGGCACCCAUGUUGGAAAAGAAAUGACUCCAACUACAGUUAAUCAAACAAUCGCUUUAGGCGGGUAUCACGUGACAGGCAUUAGUGGAAGACAUGGAGACGUCAUGGAUAAUCUUACUAUCACUCUCUCCAACGGAAUGUCUUAUAACUUUGGAGGAACUGGAGGAGAUCCCUUCGAGAACAUCGUCCCAGCAGGAAAGAAGGUAGUCGCUCUCGGAGGUGGACUUGGAGGUCACAUGCACAACAUUUUCUGUUACUAUGAAAAUGCAUAA